Messenger RNA from Cyphomyrmex costatus, 1369 nucleotides. It is a transcript of the gene eve, whose product is annotated as segmentation protein even-skipped. NCBI's taxonomy places the organism in Eukaryota, Metazoa, Arthropoda, Insecta, Hymenoptera, Formicidae. Gene Ontology annotation, molecular function: DNA-binding transcription factor activity, RNA polymerase II-specific; RNA polymerase II cis-regulatory region sequence-specific DNA binding. Gene Ontology annotation, biological process: regulation of transcription by RNA polymerase II. The transcript is spliced from 3 exons. The record is from RefSeq and is a predicted model, not a curated record. Gene Ontology annotation, cellular component: nucleus. The coding region runs from base 1 to 1359 and encodes 452 amino acids.
AUGAGGAAUCAUUACGACGAGGAGAAUAGCCCGGACAAUAAUCCGGAGGAGGACAAUAUAGUCGUCGACCAGGUGAACACAUCGCGCAGUUCGCAUUCUGAUAAUGAUCCUAACGUGAGGAGAUACAGAACCGCCUUCACGAGGGAGCAACUAACUCGGCUAGAAAGCGAAUUUAGCAGAGAGAAUUAUGUCAGCCGACCAAGGAGAUGCGAAUUGGCCACACAGCUUAACUUGCCAGAAUCUACGAUAAAGGUAUGGUUUCAAAAUCGUCGCAUGAAAGACAAACGACAACGACUAUCAUUGACAUGGCCCUUCUCGUGGAAUUCGGAUCCCACUCUAGCGGCGGCGUUGCUCGCGGCUGCCUCGGCGGGCUCGUUUCCGCAUAUGGGUUACCCGCCUAUUCCUACGUCGAAUUUACCAGCGACGACACACUUGGCCCCUUCAGCAACACCGUAUCCGAACGCGGCCGCGGCCGCGGCUGUGUCCACUUACUAUCGUUAUACCGGGUAUCAUCCGACGAAUUCGGUCACCGCGCUUCAUCGACCACACGUUCGCCCUUUGGCCGCCCCUUAUCCGACACCCUCGCACCUAUCGCUGUCCUCGCAUCCGUCGAUACCACCUCUGCAUAUCCUGUCGAGUAUGCAAAUGCCAAACAUCGCUGCUGCUUCCGCCUUUCCUUCCAUGGGUAAUCCGCCGCCGCCUCCUCCUCCUCCUCCUCCUCCUCCACCUCCUCCUCCUGUUACCAUGCCAUAUCGGCCGCCGUUGAUCGAAGAGCUUAGCCCGGUAAAUUCGUCCUCCUCGAGCGAGUACGAUUACGGAACGAGUCCUCCUGUUCAGUUAUCGCACCCUACACCGACGUCGCAUCACUCGGUCCAGCAGCUGCCGCUGUCGCAUCCGCAUUCGGACUAUUCGCAUCACGCGCAUCGCCUUACCGCACCCGUGAUGCCAAUAAUAUCGCAACGAGAUAGACUCAGCAGCGGCGAGCAGCCGAUAAGACUGAACGGAAUGAGUGUACCGGUCAUGACGGUACUGCCAUUCGAGAACAACGUGAACAACGCCUCGUACAAUCACGUAGCGAUUCCUUCGACGUCGGAGAUAUCAGCCUUGUCGUCGCUUUCGUUGAACAGGUCUGAGAAGGAGCUGGAGGAGGAAAAGAAAGAGAAGGAGAAGAAAGAGAAGAAAGAGAAGGAGAAAGAGAAGGAGCAAGAACAAGAGCAUCAACAUCGUCAACAGCCGCAACAAUCACUUCAGUUACCUCAGCCACUUCAACUAUCUCAGCCAUCGCAGCUACGGCAGCCUCCUCAGCCCAAAUUGUUUCAGCCGUACAAGAACGACAAGGAUCAAAACGGCACGAUGUAGAAUAAAAAAU